Molecule: messenger RNA, 1370 nt
Organism: Aaosphaeria arxii CBS 175.79
Lineage: Eukaryota; Fungi; Ascomycota; Dothideomycetes; Pleosporales
Exons: 2
Coding region: 125-1060 (311 amino acids)
Source: RefSeq, a predicted model, not a curated record
CGAAGAUACACAAUGCUUUAUGCGGUCGGAGGAAGAGCUUAGUUCAGUUAUUCGUAUAUAAAUUUGACUCGAAUCAUCCAUUUUCACUGACUAAAGUAACAUAACGCCAACUUAAACCUCAAAAAUGUCAUCACCAUGCUAUACCCGUCCAACCGCAGCAUCUGCUGCAAGAGAGAAAGGCAAGACCAGAGCUUCCCUUGACACCGCCACCUCACCAAACUCCGAAAACUACGCACUCGUCAACUUCAACUCCCCAUUCCAACCUCUUGACCCAUCAAAGCCCUGUCUGCUCUCCACCCUCCCACCCGAGCUCCGCCUCGAAAUCUUCCGGUACCUCAUGCCAGAGGUGCACGUGGACAUCUCCCUUCCCCCCUCCGGCAAGCCCCUCAGGAACCGCCUCCUCUGCCCGCGACUCUUGCACAUCUGCCGCAUGCUCCGCCACGAGGUAUCCUACCUCUUCUACGGUGAUACCUACUUCACCGGCUACGUGAGCUGCCUGACCUUCCGCGGGGUACACGAGUUUGAAAGUGACCUAUUCGCGCUGCACAAGGCAAACCUGACGCGGAAUCGGCACCUGAGGAUCGACAUAAGGCUGCCGGUAAAGGAUCCGAUCCCCGAGGCGGGGGAGGACGAGCUCUGGGUCCAGGUUUGGAAGAAGUGCCGUAGGUUCGGGAACAUUUAUGAUAGGCAGGGUAAGAAACAUCAAGCGCAUUUCGUCUGGUUUUGCGGGCUCGCGGAGUGGUUUUUGACUAGGAAGGCGGGAGUGACGCCGAGGUGGACGUAUGCGUUUACGAUUGGGUAUUGGAGGAUCGGCGUCUAUGACGUGGAGGAGGACCUGGUCGACUUUUUGAGGGAUGUGUUGAGUUGUUUGAUGUGUAAAUGUGUGAGGGAAGCAAAGUUGAAUAAGAAGGAGUGGGGUUUGGUGAAAAGUGGUGGCUUGGAGAUGCUGAGCGAUUUGGUGGAGGACCAUAAGUUCCUCAACACGGUGUAUAGGCCGUCUCGCCAACAGGAAGAGUUCGAUGGUUUGGUUAGCAGUUUACGCAAGUUUUUGCAGAGCUGAAAAUCCGCUACUCCUGGACGUGUCCUAUAUACGGUUGGACCGAAUUCUGCGCAAAGGGUAUCUCAAUAGUCACCAAAAUCCAACCAUGGGUCAUUAUGCAUCCAGUCCGAACUGCCCCAUAUCCCGCUAAAAUCGAUGACCUGGGUCGCACAAACUAGUGAACGAACGCAAUAUGUACGCUGUCAUGAUAUCUGUAUACGCAAUGGACGUACGCCAAACGCCACGAGAUGAUUACCACUCACACUCGAUGAACACCAAUCGCUGUCGAUAAGCACACUCACUGUUAAUGAGCACCACUCACUAUUGAAGU